AUGCUUUUCGUGGCAGCCGUGGCAGCCGCCUUCGCGCCUCGGCAGCUCGCGCCUCAGCUUAAACCGGCCCAGCGUCCUGCAGCGGUCCUGCUUGGAGCGACCGCCGAGUCCACCGCAGCUCCCGCCGCUGCCGAAGAGAGCUCUCCCGCGCCCACCGCUGCCGACCCAGCCGUGGCAACGCUCGACCUGCUCGAGUGGCCUCGGCUCUCCGCGCACGUCGCUCAGCACGCGUCGACGGCCUUUUCGCGCGAGCUGUACGGCGCUGGCAUCCCGCUGCCGCGCGAGCGCGCCGAGUCGGAGGCGCUGCUCGAGGAGACGGCAGAGGCGUUCGCCAUCGAGAGGAGCCUCGGCGUGCCUCUCGAGCUCAAGGGCUUCACCGACUGGCUGCCACUGGUCUCGCUGGCGUCCAAGGGAGCGGUGCUCGAGGGCCCGCAACUCGCCUCCAUAUCCACCUCCCUCGGGGCCGCAGCCUCUCUCGUCAAGAAGAUGCGCUCGCUCGACGAUGCGCAAGGCAGCAGCGGCAGUGGCGGCGGCGGCGGCGGCGGCGGCGGCGGUGCCGUGCCGCAUAGGCUCCCGGCCCUCUUCGACGGGGUCGGCGUGCAGGCGGCUCUCAAGCUCGCCAUUGACGAGGCAGUCGACGACGCCGGCGAAAGACGCGCGACUCCGCCUCGGAGACGCGUCGUGCGCGACUCCGCCUCGGACGGGCUCGGCGAGGUGCGGUUCGCCAAGCGAGAGCUGGCGGCGGCGGUGCGCAAGAGCCUGGCGGAGCUGGUGGCGAAGAAGGGCGACUCGGUGCUGGCGAACCGUUUGCCGACGCUGCGCGCGGACCGCUUCGUCCUGCAGGUGGUGGCCAAGCAGAAGCACCGCGUGCCGGGCGUCGUGCGCGACGUGUCUGGCUCGGGGCAGACGCUCUUUAUCGAGCCCAAGGAGGUCGAGGGCGCAAACACAAAGCUGCGCCAGCUCGCCAGGCGCGAGCAAACGCUCGUGCGGGCGGUGCUGCAGGCGCUCUCCAAGCGAGUGGGCGCGCCUGCCGUCGCUCUUGAACUCGAGGCGCUGCACAGCGCCGUGACGAAGGUCGACCUCGCCGCCGCGCGCGCGCGGUACGCCGCCGCCGUGGGCGGAGUGCCCGUCCGCUUCUCGGACCACCGGGCGGAGGGCGUGGCACUGCAGGGGCUGCUGCACCCUCUGCUGCUGCAGCCUGCGCCGUCCGAGCCGGACUACGAGCUCCCGCCGCACGUGCGCGCGAUCGUGAUCACCGGGCCGAACACCGGCGGGAAGACAGUGGCACUGAAGAACCUCGGGCUGGCAGCUGGACUGUGGCCCGUCUGCUCAGAGCCGCGUGGCCGCUCUCUCUCGGCCGACGCCUCGCCGUCGGCGGUCGCCGCCGUGCCCUGGUUUGACGCCGUGAUGGCAGACAUCGGCGACGACGGCCCGUCGUCGCACGCGAGAUCAGCCGAGAUCCACCCGAGAUCAGCCGAGGUGCAGUCCCUCUCGACCUUCUCGGCGCACGUGGCGCGGGUGCGCGCCAUCCUGCAGCGCGUGCGCGCCAUCCUGCAGCGCGCGAGCGGCGAGUCUCUCGUGCUGCGGCGGCUCAAGGCGACGGCGGGCUGUGCUGCGGCGGCUCAAGGCGACGGCGGGCUGUGCUGCGGCGGCUCAAGGCGACGGCGGGCUGUGCUGCGGCGGCUCAAGGCGACGGCGGGGCUGACGAUGUGCACGACGCACCACUCGUCGCUCAAGACGCUCAAGUACUCGGACGCCGCCUUCGAGAACGCAUGCGUCGAGUUCGACGACGUCGCGCUCGCGCCAACCUACCGCCUCCUCUGGGGCGUCCCCGGCCGCUCCAACGCCAUUGCCAUCGCGCGGCGGCUCGGGCUGCAGCCUGACGUGCUCGACGACGCGGUCGAGUCGCUCGGUGCGGGCGAGGCGGACGUCGGCGAGCUGAUCGAGCGGAUGCAGGCCGAGCAGGGGGAGCAGCGGGCGCUGCGGCAGCAGCUGGUCGGCUUGCGCGACGAGGCUGAGGGGGCGCGGCGGCAGCUCGAGGCGCGCCGGCUGGAGCAGGAGGCGGCGGCCGCGGCGGAGGCGGCGGCGUCGCGCGAGGCGCUGCAGCGCGAGCUCGACGCCGCGCGCGCGCAGAUCGCAGACUUGGUGGCCGCGGCCAAGGCUGGCGCCGACGGCCCCGCGCCGACCCCCUCGGCGACGCUGCACCGCCUGUCUGUGAUUGGAAAGCGGGUGGCGGGAGCGCCAGAGGCGGAGGCGGCGGAGGCGGCGGCGGCGGCGGCGGCGGCGGCGGCGGCGGCGGCGGCGGUGGGCCGGGAGGAGGCGGAGGUUGGCGACUCGGUGAUCGUGCGUCGACUCGGGGAGGAGCCGGUGCUGGUAGAGUCGAGGAAGGGGAAGCAGCUGACAGUGGCGUACGGCGGGCUGACGAUGAAGGUGAAGGCGGCCGAGGUGGCCAGGGUCAUCAAGGCCGAGAGGGUGGUGCCGCCCCCAAAGGCUGCGGGUCGCAAGGGCGGGAAGCGCGAGCGCCGCGUGACCGCGGUGCGCGUACCCAGCAACACGCUCGACUUGCGCGGCAAGCGGCUCAACGAGGUUGGCGACGACGUCGCGCACGCGCUCGAUCGUGCGAUGGACCUCGGCUGUCUGUACAUCAUCACCGGCCGCGGCACCGGCCAGAUGCGCCGCUUCGUGAGGGAGCGGCUCGCGGAGGACCCCCUGGUCGCGCGGUUUGAGGAUGCGCCCGAGCCGGAGGGGGGGAACGGGUGCACCAUCGUCUAUCUGCGCUGACACCCUUGGCUUGACUCUUGAGCUGCCAUUGCGCGUGGUACCGUGCGUGUACUGCGAACACACACUGUAUUACACCACGACGUGAAUUGUGAUUUGUCAAUUUGCUACACAG
Emiliania huxleyi CCMP1516 is the source of this 2893-nucleotide messenger RNA. RefSeq lists its product as hypothetical. The record is from RefSeq and is a predicted model, not a curated record. Gene Ontology annotation, molecular function: ATP-dependent DNA damage sensor activity; ATP binding; ATP hydrolysis activity. The coding region runs from base 1 to 2781 and encodes 926 amino acids. Gene Ontology annotation, biological process: mismatch repair; negative regulation of DNA recombination. Lineage: Eukaryota; Haptophyta; Isochrysidales; Noelaerhabdaceae. The transcript is spliced from 16 exons.